Molecule: messenger RNA, 1789 nt
Organism: Conger conger (European conger)
Lineage: Eukaryota; Metazoa; Chordata; Actinopteri; Anguilliformes; Congridae
Product: homeobox protein BarH-like 2
Exons: 4
Coding region: 2-784 (260 amino acids)
Biological process (GO): regulation of DNA-templated transcription
Molecular function (GO): DNA binding; DNA-binding transcription factor activity, RNA polymerase II-specific
Source: RefSeq, a predicted model, not a curated record
CAUGCACUGUACAGCCGAAUUAAGAUGCGUAUUACCCGAGCAGCUGACAUCGGGCAGGCGACGUUACAAGACGUUUAUGAUUGACGAAAUUUUGUCCAAGGAGACUUGUGAUUACUUUGAAAAACUUUCAAUGUGGCCAUCGGGUCUCUUCCUCCCAAGACCAAAACCUCUGCAGUCAUAUUCGGAAUCCUCCGCUCUGUUGUCCUACCCCCGGAUCUCGGUCAUCGCCCACCAUGACUGCGGCCCUGGACUGACCUGCCUCUCCACCCCCCCUUCCCCCGCUCUCCUGCCCCUCCCGCCCCACUCACACCCCCACACCGAGCGCCCCUCGGGCGAGACACCCAGCAGCGCCAGCGAAUCGGAGACGGAGCAGGGCUCCGCCCACCGGAGGAAGGCCCGGCGUGUUCGCACCAUAUUCUCCGAGCAGCAGCUCUUUGCCCUGGAGAAGAAGUUCCAGAGACAGAAAUACCUCUCCACGCCCGACAGAUCAGACUUGGCCAGGUCUCUAGACCUGACGCAGCUGCAGGUGAAGACCUGGUACCAGAACCGUCGCAUGAAGUGGAAGAAAAUGGUGCUGAAAAGAGGGCAGAAGUCUCCCACUAAACCGAAGGGCAGGCCGAAGAAGAACUCCAUCCCCAGCAUGGAGGAAAUCGAGGAAGAGGAGAGGCUGGCCGGGCAGGAGAGGGAGCCUGCACACAAACCUGCAUCAGAGGACAUGCCUCAGGCUAAAAACUCCAAAUCCCACAAUCCCCCACUGCCAGGGAGUUCUACACCAGAGCUGUAACCCACAGAUCAAGUAGGCAUGCUUGUGGCAAGCUAAAGACACCAGUUAUAUUAAAAAUAGAUGAAAAAGCUAAAGAAAAAUACAUAUCUGGAGAAUUAAAAGACUGGGACAUUAGCACUCAGAGCCUCAGGAACAUGGAUACUUGUGAAAAUACUGAGUCUUGUCUUUAACAGUGCUAACUUUGUGCAGGGAAAUAUAUGUGACAUGAGAGAGAGACUGUAAAAUGUUAUUUCAGUUAUUUUUUUCUUUAAUAAACAAAAUCAUCUAUUUACACACACACACACACACACACACAGUACGGUUGCGUACACAUGCCCGCACACAAAUACAAACACAGAACAACAUACAUACACACUUGCAUUCAUACUCAACGUCAGUACAAAAGUCGACUAUUGUACAGACUACUGUCAUAAAGGUUAUUUUUCCUCAAAUGCAAUUCAUAAGUGCCUUUUUUCAUAUUGUCUGCCUUUAAAAGCAUUUGCUUUUAACUUACAUAUUAUUCAUGUUAUGUAAAUACAAUUAUAUUGAAAAAAGCUGUAUGUCUCAUAACUACAGUAUGGCCACAAUAUUUAAAUAUGAUUAAUAAAAUAUGUUGUCAAAACAUUUUGCGAGAUAUGCAAACCACUGAGGUACAUUAUAUCCAGCAAUAUUUUACAUGAAAUGUUUUUUCCGGAGAGUUCUUUUUAAAUACCAGAGGCAGACAGAGCUUUCCACGGGGGAAAGCCCACAGGCUUCUACAGUAUCAGAGUGGAAUAAAUCACAGUCUUUGCCUGCAAAGCACAUAAGCUGUCAGAUAUUAGGAAACGUUUUAGUGAUGUUUUCUGCCUUUGGGCUUUCACCACAAAGCGGAGACCUCUCUGUCAAAAGUUUUAAAUCAUAUUCCUGUAAUACUUGUAUUUGUAAAGAUCGUAAACUUGUAUAUUUUUAUGAUGUAUAUUUUAUGCCAAAUGGGUGGACUUGUUACAGUACUUUCCUUGGGAAUGAACAGAUACUACCUACAUUAUG